Aaosphaeria arxii CBS 175.79 is the source of this 1950-nucleotide messenger RNA. Its product is annotated as MFS general substrate transporter. Gene Ontology annotation, molecular function: transmembrane transporter activity. Gene Ontology annotation, cellular component: membrane. The coding region runs from base 1 to 1668 and encodes 555 amino acids. Gene Ontology annotation, biological process: transmembrane transport. The transcript has 3 exons. The record is from RefSeq and is a predicted model, not a curated record. NCBI's taxonomy places the organism in Eukaryota, Fungi, Ascomycota, Dothideomycetes, Pleosporales.
AUGGCUUCUAUCACUACAAUUGAAACAAUAGACCUCCGUCCCCUACCAAUUGUCGCACUCCCGUCACAAGGCUCGAAAGACACCCCUAGGCUUCCUUACAACUCUUCCGGACGUCGCGAGAUAGACACCUCUGAAAUCCCCCAAGAACAUGUUUUGGUCAAUAGUGGCCCGGAAAGGCGAGCCUUAUCCAACUUUCAACUGGUUAUGACGAUCCUCCAACCAUCGGUCAUCAACUUCUUCGGAAGUUUUACAUCAGGAAUGCUGACAGUUGGUCUUCCGGUUAUUGCAUCAUCUACGUCCCUCCCACGCUCACUAUACCUCUGGCCGUCUUCAGUCUACAGUCUUACUUCUGGAGCUGGUCUUCUGAUUGCUGGUUCGAUGACCGAUAUCAUUGGUGCGCGUCAUAUCGAGGUAUGCGGCAUCUUUCUUAUUGGUAUCUUUGUGAUCGCAUGUGGCUUCGCCAAAACUGGAGUUCAGCUCGUUGUGUUUCGCGCCUUCCAAGGCAUAGCUUUGGCCCUGCAUAUUCCCGCCUCUGUCUCGAUCAUUGCAACUGCAGUGCCAGCUGGCAGAGCACGCAAUAUCGGCUUCGGUUGCUUAGGCCUGAGCCAGCCACUGGGGUUCUCGUUCGGAAUGGUGGUCAGUGGCAUCAUGGUUGAGAGAAUUGGAUGGAGAACUGGCUUCUAUCUAUCAGGUGCUAGUAUUCUGGGCGUUGCCGUCGCAUCUUGGUUUACCCUGCCUAGGGCUACGGGCGGCACUGAAUCUCCAGCACCGGGAACUUUGGUAAAAAAGCUUGUCAAAGAGAUUGACUGGGUCGGGGGCACUAUCGCCAGCGGCGGAUUGGCGUUGUUAUCCUAUGUAUUGGCAAUGGUAAGUGCCGAUUUGUACGUUAUUCGAUCAGCGACGACUGCUUCCCUGCUUGCUGUCAGUAUCGUGCUCCUUGUCGCAUUCCCUCUCUGGAUGCGACAUCGGGAACGUAAAGGGCGAAGCGCACUCGUUCCAAAUUCUUUAUGGAAGAAUUUGCCAUUCGCGAGCAUCUGUAUGCUCGUCGCCCUGGCUUAUGGCGCAAUGAAUACCAUGGAAAUAUUCUGCAGCUUGUAUUUUCAAGAAGUACAGCAUCAAUCGAUGCUCAUCACCUCCCUUUAUCUCCUCCCUAAUCUCUUGAUUGGCGUUUGUAUCAAUCUGAGCGUCGGCAUCUUCGUCGAUAGGCUACCUGCAGGCUGGCUCGUAAUAGGGUCAACACUACUGGCUGCUCUGGCGCCUCUCAUGAUGGCAUUGGUCAAUCCUGAGUGGAAGUACUACUACGUCGAGCUCUGGGCGCAGAUGCUUGCUGCCCUCAGCCCGAAUGUACUCUACACAGUAGGCCUCAUCAUUAUGAGUGAUAACUUCCCCGAGCAGACCACAGGUCUUGCAGGCGCUGUAUUUAGUACAGUCUCGCAAUUUGGAACAAGCCUGUCUGUAGGAGUAUGCCAGGUAGUGUCUCUACGAGUCAUGGGGUCGAGCCGCAAAACCAGCGGUAAUGCCGGCAGUGAGACUUCGGAGGUUCCAGGCGACAUAUUAAAUGGGUACCGGGCUAGUUUCUGGACAAUGUUUGCUUCAAUGAUGUGUUGUAUUGUCAUAGCUAUUGUAGGCCUACGAAGAACUGGAAAGGUAGGGUUGAAGAAGGACUAAAGCUACGGAAGAAGCCCACUUUUGGAGAACCAUGUAGGAAGGUUACCGAACACAUUUCGGAAUCUAGGAGAUCAAGCUUACUGUUAGGUCAAAUCUCUUAGGUUGCUAUUGGGUUUAGACUUUCCCAGGGCCGGGUCCCAAUUGACCUCAUUUGGCCGUUCUUUUAUUGCACCCCAGUACUCCAAGCUUAUGAUAAAAAGCCUUGACCGACUACGAGUCCUUGUCCUAGACUGUAAUUCUGUGUUCUUGCUGAGCCUUUGCAUUGCAAUUUAUACUCGCCAG